AGUGCCCCGGUUGCCUUAAGUAACUUCCCCGACUUGUCACAGCAUAAUAACUGGAUGGCAAAGUGUCUGACACCGGAGAUUUACCACAAACUUUGCGAUAAGGAGACGCCUAAUGGAUAUACACUCGACAUGGCCAUACAGACUGGGGUGGAUAAUCCAGGGCACCCUUUUAUCAUGACAGUAGGGUGCGUGGCAGGAGAUGAGGAAUCGUAUUCGGUUUUUGCGGACUUUUUUGAUCUAGUAAUCGAGGCCCGCCAUGCUGGCUACAAGAAAACUGAUCGUCAUAAAACUGAUUUAAAUCCUGCGAAUCUGAUUGGCGGGGAACUAGACGAGAAGUACGUGUUAUCUUCGCGCGUGCGCACGGGACGAAGUAUUAAAAACUUGAGCUUGCCACCGUUUUGCUCGCGCGCUGAACGCCGAAAAGUUGAAUUCCUUGUCACUGAGGCCUUAGACUCUCUAGAUGGCGAGUUUAAAGGCAAGUAUUACCCGCUGGCGAAAAUGAGCGAGAACGAACAAGAACAACUUAUUGAAGAUCAUUUUCUAUUCGACAAGCCCGUCUCCCCGCUUCUGUUAGCGGCCCGUAUGGCGCGGGAUUGGCCCGAUGCCCGCGGGAUCUGGCAUAAUGACAAGAAGAACUUUCUUGUGUGGGUGAACGAAGAGGAUCACACUCGAGUGAUCUCAAUGGAAAAAGGCGGGAAUAUGAAGGCCGUGUUUGAGCGGUUCUGCACGGGACUCAACAAAGUUGAAGCUGCCAUCAAAGCAAAGGGGUAUGGCUUCAUGUGGAAUGAACACUUGGGAUACAUCCUGACGUGUCCGUCCAACCUUGGAACAGGUAAAAAUUAAAUUUGUAUCUUCUUCCAUUCUAGCUAACCGCUUUUCAAAAAGACAUAUUAGACUCAUAAGUGAACCAACGUGCAGAUGUUACCAGGAAAGAUGAGUAUUAGACUACGAUCAGUCUCUCUUUUUCGUCAGAUUUAGUGAGGGGAGUGCAGGUGCGCCACCGCGAGACACGAGAAACGAGAGCGACAGCCCGCAAGAAUAAAAAAGAGCCUCUCCCGCUUUCAGUCACGCCCGUGGUCAUGUUCUUGUCUCGCGCGUUUCGGUCGACGGACUAAGAAAAAAGAGAGACUGCUCGUGGUCUAGUUGAGUAUUUAAUCUUUGCAGACUAUAGCAUCACGGCUCAACAGACUGAAGGCCAACAACAUUACGAAUUCGUGGAGUUAAUUACCAUCAACUGACGGUCCUGAAGAUACAGAUCUCAGUUUGACUCUGAAGAUAACUAUCGCACAGGCCGGGUUGUCUAAACGUUAGUCACUGUCAACAACAGUCCUUCAGGACUAUACACUCACCAGGACGAUCAUGUUCCACCUACUAGUAACCUGAAUUUUUAGAAGGUCAAAUCAUAGUAGUUAGUUUGUCAUUUUCGCUAAGGUUCACCUAGUUUCUGCAAUUUAUAUCUCAGGUCUUAGAGGCGGGGUUCAUCUGAAAAUCCCCUUAGUCAGCCAACAGAAAGAGUUUUCUCACAUUCUGGAGAUACUCCGUCUUCAGAAACGAGGUGUAGGCGGAGUAGAUACUGAGGCUGUUGGGGGUACCUAUGACAUUUCCAACUCAGACAGACUAGGGUCAUCUGAAGUGGAGCAGCUUCAAAGAGUGGUGGACGGUGUUAAGCUGUUGAUUGCAAUGGAGAAAUGCCUCGAAGCGGGAAAACCAAUCACAGAGCUUUAUCAGAAGUUAGUGUCCGGGACCUCCGCGCGUGAGAUUGCCGAGCCUGCGGAAAAGGGAACUGAAGAUAUAACUGGGGAACCCGAGAGUAACUUUCCUGAUCUUUCUCAGCACAAUAGCUGGAUGUCUAGGUGCCUUACCAAAGAGAUUUACGACAGACUGAGCUCGCGCAAGACACCAUCAGGGUACACUUUAGAUAAAGUCAUUCAAACUGGAGUGGACAACCCAGGACACCCCUUUAUUAUGACAGUUGGCUGUGUGGCUGGUGAUGAGGUAACGCAGACUCGAAAGUUAGACCCACCUUCUAGUAAACAGCACCAUAGAAAAGCACCUCUCAGUAGCUUUCACUUGACAAGUCACACUUAAAUAAUUCACCAACGAAUUUAAAUGAGAAUUUCCUUGUGCAGCAUAAUAAACAGUACCACAGGGAAGUACUGCUCAGUAGCUUUGAUUUGAAUGGUCACACUUUAGGAUUUCAUUCACAGACUCAAAAGUUAGAAUCACCUUGUACAGCAUAAUAAACAGUACCACAGGAAAGUACUGCUCAGUAGCUUUCAUUUGAAUGGUCACACUAUAUUCCUCCACAGAUUCCUCCUCGUAUAGCACAAUGAGCAGGAGCUCAAAGAGUGCGAGACCAAAACGAUAGAGGCCGUUACUUAGAUAAGAACUCACAUUCAUGAAUAAAUUCCGCACUAAAAUGAACUUUUCUCUUAUAUCUUAGGAAUCGUAUGAUGUGUUUGCUGACCUGUUGGAUCCAGUUAUCGAGGCGCGCCAUAAUGGUUACGGUAAAGACGCAUGUCAUAAGACUGAUUUGAAUCCAGAAAACCUCGUCGGCGGAGACGACCUGGACCCCGAUUUUGUGCUCUCUAGCCGCGUAAGGACUGGGCGAAGCAUCCGGGGACUAGCACUGCCACCGUAUUGCACUCGCGCUGAACGCCGGGAAGUCGAGAAAGUUGUGGUGGAAGCUUUGGACACGCUGACUGGGAAUUUGCAGGGGAAAUAUUACCCCUUGAACAAGAUGACUGCACAGGAACAAGAUCAGCUAAUUGACGACCAUUUCCUGUUUGAUAAACCUGUUUCGCCACUGUUGCUGUCAGCCGGGAUGGCACGGGACUGGCCCGAUGCCCGCGGGAUCUGGCAUAACUCGGAAAAGACUGUGCUUGUCUGGGUGAACGAGGAAGAUCACACGCGAGUUAUCUCCAUGCAGAAAGGGGGUAAUAUGAAAGAGGUAUUCACUCGCUUUUGUCAGAGCCUCCAGCAAAUCGAAGACGCCAUGAAGAAGGAGGGGAAAGAAUUCAUGUGGAACGAACAUCUUGGGUUUAUCCUCACCUGCCCCUCCAACCUCGGGACGGGACUACGCGCGGGUGUGCACGUGAAAUUGCCUUUAUUAGCCAAAGAUGCCCGGUUUGAUGACGUGUUAAAAGCAUUACGACUUCAAAAGCGUGGCACGGGAGGCGUGGAUACGGCGUCUACUGAUGGAACGUUUGAUGUGUCAAAUCUUGACCGUUUGGGGUUCUCUGAAGUCGAACUUGUUCAAAAAGUUGUGGACGGUGUGAAGUUGCUUGUUGAAAUGGAAAAACGACUUAUGAAAGGAGAGUCCAUCGACGAUUUGUUGCCUAAAUAA
Molecule: messenger RNA, 3346 nt
Organism: Porites evermanni
Lineage: Eukaryota; Metazoa; Cnidaria; Anthozoa; Scleractinia; Poritidae
Source: the annotation of a GenBank genome assembly